AUGAUUGAACAAUCUCCACUUAUAUCUUGCCUACUGUCCACACCUAUUUGUGCAAGUCUUGGUGUUGCACGUCAGGAGCUGCGAAAUAAUCAGUGCUCAAAGGUACCAGUGUCUGAUGGCAUGAAACACUUGAGAUAUGCCGUUUCGUCUGGGGAUUCUGAUAAUGUUCAUAGACUGCUGAAGUCUUUAUGUACACCACUAAGUGACAAUGAAGUUGAUAUGCCUCUUAUUUGUAUAGCAGCUGGAAAAGGUUAUGCAGAUAUAACCGGUCUACUUAUCAGACAUGGUGCACGUGUAAAUGCACAGUCGAAUGAAGGUUCUACUGCGCUAAUAUAUGCUGCAGAUGGUGGUCAUCUGGCUGUUUUAUCGCUGUUGUUAAAUGCAGGUGCAGCGCUAAAUGUUAUUAACUUUCAUGGAGAAUCUGCACUUACACGUGCGACACGACGUGGAUGGGUUCAGUGUGCACGGCUUCUUUUAAGCUAUGGGGCCAAUCCUAAUCGCUUGCCGUCAAAUGGACAUAAUGUUUUCGUAUCACCUUUACACAUAGCCCGUCAACUGUAUCAACCCGCCAUAGAGCAAGAUAUCUUAAGGAGAUCAAUUGAGAUUGACAAGGCUUUGGUGGAAAUAGUAUCGAUGACUUUACCAAAUCAUCUGACUUUAGUACAACCGGGACAUCUACCAGAUACAGUGUCCUCGAGUUUGUUUCCAGUUCAGCUUAUUUCUCCAUCAGAAAUCGAUAAUUUUACUGUUUAUUUUAAAACACCUCCAUAUUAUGGUGCACGCAGUACACAAUCUACGGAUAAAGAAUCGUCUCAGAGAUCAACACCAUCUGAUGAAUUAAUUUUUGUCUACAUUGUUCGAGCUCAAUUAUUUGAUAAUCAUGUUUCCUGUUGGCUCACUGGACCUACAUUGGAAGCUGUAUCACUGACUUUUAAUGGGACAAGCAAACAUUGCACUCGUAUACCCCUGUCGUCUGAAUGUUCGGGGAUGAGCGUGUUUUCAGUAUCAACAGUUAUCCGAAGAGGUGUUUUCAAUACACUGUGUUUGGAGUUGCGUGCACAAAACUCUUCAAAUGCUGAAACAAUCCAGGACUCAUUAUGCGAUACAUUUGUACUUGUUGGAGCAUAUCGUAUUUGUCUAGACGUACAAUCUUUGGUAAGAACGUCGAUGAACCCAGUUUCAACACCAGCAGCGUCUAGACCGACUUAUUACAUUCCUCGACCAGUGAUAUGA
Messenger RNA from Trichobilharzia szidati, 1233 nucleotides. NCBI's taxonomy places the organism in Eukaryota, Metazoa, Platyhelminthes, Trematoda, Strigeidida, Schistosomatidae. The record is from the annotation of a GenBank genome assembly.